Messenger RNA from Rotaria socialis, 1203 nucleotides. The record is from the annotation of a GenBank genome assembly. NCBI's taxonomy places the organism in Eukaryota, Metazoa, Rotifera, Eurotatoria, Philodinida, Philodinidae.
AUGCAAAAUCGUCGAGAUGGAGUAUUAAUGGUAAAACCUAAUCUACCAUUAAAACCACAAGAAAAUUUUACUUUUUUCAAAUUUAUGUUAAGCAAUGUUACCUGUUAUGAAACUGAAAAAGUUGUUCGUUUUGAAUAUAAAUGGAUAGGUCUUUUAUCAUUAAUUGUCAAAUUAACUAUUGCAAUUAGUUGUCUUUAUUUAAUGUUUCAAAGAGAUUCUUAUCAAAUAUUUGAUCGAUCACCAAUAUCAGCCGUAACCAUCAAAGUAAAACAAUCAAACAUCUGUUCAAAUAAUGAUAGUAUAAUACGUUAUGCACUACAAUACAAUUGUUCAAACUCGUUAUAUGAUGUCAAUGAUUUUGUUAAGCCAGCAACAGAGAACGGAGCAGUAUCAAUAACAACACGAAUGAUAGAAAUCAAACACAUAUUACAACCUUGUAAUACGAAAAACGUUAAGAAAAAUCAAACGUUAUACAACGCAUCCAUACAUCAAUGUGAUCAUCAAGCACGUUGUAUUUUACCACCGUUUUAUCGUUCUCAAAAUGGAACUAUGUUGAACAAACAGACACUGUGCUGGUUUGAAGCACUGCCAAGAUUUGAACGAUUAAACUAUCAAGCACUUGAUUAUGUUAUAUUUAUAAAACAUUUUGUAGAAUUUGCACAAUUAGGAGUUGUUAGACAUAAUCUGUUGCCCAAUUUACUAACCUCAGAUUAUUUGCGAACAUGUGAAUAUGAUCCAUAUGAACAUCCAUUUUGUCCAAAAUUUAGAAUUUUGAAAAUUUUACAAAUCAUUGAAAAAAACUCAAGUGAAUAUAAAUCAAUAUUUUUUCAUGGAUCAUUAAUUGAAAUACGAAUUGCUUGGAAAUGUAAUCUUGAUAGAAAUUUGAAAUAUUGUGAACCUACAUAUGAAUUUCAACGUUUAGAUAUUGUACCGUACAGCAAAAAUCCGUAUGAUUCCGGUUCAAACUUUCUUACAUCACAUUAUUUUUUUCAGCCUAAUAGUCGUGAAGUAUAUCGGAUGCAUACACAUAUAUAUAAUUUACAUAUUAUAAUUUCGGUUAGUGGUGAGGCAGGAAGAUUUGAUUUAUUUCAAACAACAACAAGUAUUGGAUCAUUUCUUGGCAUAUUUGGUACAGGAUCGAUUGUUUGCGAUUUUAUAGCGGCAUUUGUUAUUAAUUUUAAAAAAGUAAAAUAUGAUGAUUAG